This is a messenger RNA of Botrytis porri, 504 nucleotides long. RefSeq lists its product as uncharacterized. The record is from RefSeq and is a predicted model, not a curated record. The transcript has a single exon. The coding region runs from base 1 to 504 and encodes 167 amino acids. NCBI's taxonomy places the organism in Eukaryota, Fungi, Ascomycota, Leotiomycetes, Helotiales, Sclerotiniaceae.
AUGAUUGUCGGUGGAAUAUUCAUGAGUCGAGUCACUAUCAAUACUUCCAACAAAACAAUUUAUCUCUAUUCUAUCCUGAUAGGAAUAGGAGUAGGAAUGAUCUUUCAAAUAGCCUACGAUAUUGGCAUGAGUAAAGUAUCAUCGAUGGGUGCACAGGGUAUCACAGCUACUGAAGAAUCAGGCGCCGAUGAACAAAAACUUAUAGCGUAUAUAAAUGUCGCACAAGUAGGCUGUGCGGGUAUUGCACUUAGGAUUGCGGGAUGCAUAUACCAAAAUUUGGGAGUGAAGAAGCUUCAAGAAGUUUUUGGAGAUGGGGUUCCGAUGGAGAUUAUGAGGGAAGCCUUGGGUGGGUUAAAAAGUGAGGGGAUGGGAGAUAUGGGCACUUUCGAUGAGGAUAUUAUGAAGAGUGCGUUAAGUGCAUUAGUCACGACUGUAGGUAAUGUUUACUGGCUGGUUGUUGUAGCGGGUGUGGUGUGUGCAAUUUGUGGUCUGAGUAUGAAGUGA